GCAUAGGCGCGCGUUUACACCAUCAAGCGCUCAUCCAUUCUGUCCAGUGUGGAACAUAGAACCUGUUCCCUCUGUGUGAGAAAAAGAGAGAUGGAGAAAGAAACAGAGAUGAAGCAAUCCAAGUUCAAGAGGAUUUGUGUCUUCUGUGGUAGUAGUCCAGGGAACAAAACUACUUACAAGGACGCUGCUAUUGAGCUUGGAAGAGAAUUGGUGUCAAGAAAUAUCGAUCUAGUAUAUGGAGGGGGCAGCAUUGGUUUGAUGGGGUUGAUUUCUCAGGCUGUCUACGAAGGUGGUCGGCAUGUAAUCGGAGUUAUUCCCAAGACACUUAUGCCAAGAGAGCUCACUGGAGAAACAGUGGGGGAAGUGAAGACAGUAGCAGACAUGCAUCAAAGAAAAGCAGAGAUGGCCAAACGUUCUGAUGCCUUUAUUGCCUUACCUGGUGGUUAUGGGACACUUGAGGAACUCCUUGAGGUGAUAACAUGGGCUCAACUUGGCAUCCAUGAUAAACCGGUGGGGUUGCUGAAUGUUGAUGGAUACUACAAUACCUUUUUGUCUUUCAUUGACAAAGCAGUGGAAGAAGGGUUCAUCAGCCCCACUGCACGCCAUAUAAUUGUAUCAGCACCAACACCAAAAGAACUUGUCAAAGAGAUGGAGGAAUAUUUCCCACAACAUGAAAGAGUUGUCUCCAAGGUAAGCUGGGAGAGGGAACAGCUACAUCAGUCUUCACAUUGUGGAAUUUAAUGGAGUUUUAGACUAUGAUGUUGAUGGAAGUUUGUGUAGAUGAUAGUUGUUAGUUAGAAUUUCAAAGUGGAAGAGACUAUUAUGGUAGCCUAUGACCACAAUUUCCUAGAGCCGAAUUCUUUGUGCUCUUCUACAUUUCGUUGCUAGUGUAAACAUUUGACUGAAAUCUAGUUCUGAAGGUUAACUACCAUCUUCAAUUUCAA
Molecule: messenger RNA, 944 nt
Organism: Vigna angularis (adzuki bean)
Lineage: Eukaryota; Viridiplantae; Streptophyta; Magnoliopsida; Fabales; Fabaceae
Product: cytokinin riboside 5'-monophosphate phosphoribohydrolase LOG1
Exons: 7
Coding region: 91-741 (216 amino acids)
Biological process (GO): cytokinin biosynthetic process
Cellular component (GO): cytosol; nucleus
Molecular function (GO): hydrolase activity, hydrolyzing N-glycosyl compounds
Source: RefSeq, a predicted model, not a curated record